GGGACCCGGCCUCCAGCUGACUGAGAACGAAUCGCACGCGGCGCCUCUGUUGCAGAGGGCACCUCCUGCGGCGCACACGUCCGUCUGAAGACCGCGUAUUAUGGUUUCAGAGCGGGGCAGUGUCUUGCUGGGUCCUGUGGCGUGCGCUCCGCGCGGUGACCUCUCCGGCAGUGCGCCCCCGCGCGACGAGACGACGGCGUGUCCGGCCACCGGCGACCUGUGGCGAGCACCGUUCGCCCCCACCGCCAGGAUGCACGUGGACACUAAACCGGUGGUGAGUCCGUUCAUGGAGGCCGGCCACGGCCCGGUGGGACUCAUGUUUGGCCCGAGUAUGUCGGCAGCAGAGGCCAGCAUGCAGAACCAGUAUCAGAACGGCUACGGCAUGGGCGUACCGGUCAGCCACCACGGCAUGCACGGCCACAUGGGCUCGUACGCGGCCAGGGACUUCUUCCUGCGGCGUGAUCACAUGGCCGGCUCUCUGGGAGCGCUGAGCGGCCACGACCUCCCUCAGCAGCACCACAGCGUGUUCGCGUCGUCGGGUCUGUCGCACCACGAUCCUGCCAUGGUGCUGCCGAGUCUGCACGAGCAGCAGCACGCGGCCAUGAACAGUCAGAUGCGGCUGGGCUCCAUGUACGGCGCCGAGCAGUUCCAGCAGCUCUCCGGCCAACAGUUUAACCACCACAUGAACUGGAACAUGGGCGCCAUGGCCGGCCCGCACGGCUGCUACCGCUACCUGCGCCAGCCGCUCAAACAGGAAAUGACCUGCAAGUGGAUCGACCCCGACCAGCCGUCGCCCAAGAAGGUGUGCAACAAGACGUUCCACAGCCUGCACGAGAUCGUCAACCACCUGACCGUGGACCACGUGGGCGGUCCCGAGUGCACCAACCACGCCUGCUGCUGGCAGAGCUGCUCCAGAAACGGACGCAGCUUCAAGGCCAAGUACAAGCUGGUCAACCACAUCCGGGUGCACACGGGGGAGAAGCCGUUCCCCUGCCCGUUCCCCGGCUGUGGCAAGGUGUUUGCGCGCUCCGAGAACCUCAAGAUCCACAAACGGACACAUACAGGAGAGAAGCCGUUCCGUUGCGAGUACGAGGGCUGCGACCGACGCUUCGCCAACAGCUCUGACCGCAAGAAGCACUCGCACGUUCACACCUCGGACAAGCCGUACAACUGCAAGGUGCGUGGCUGCGACAAGAGCUACACGCACCCGAGCUCUCUGCGCAAGCACAUGAAGGUGCACGGAAAGGACGUGAGCGGAUACGACUCCGACUCGGACUCGGAGCCGAACACGCCGGCGCUGCGUUCCCCGAGUUCGCUGACCUCACCCCCGGCGGCGGUGACCUCUCUGACCUCGAGUCUGCAGCAGACCAACCUGAACGAGUGGUACAUCUCUCAAAACGCCACCGGCAUGCCCACGCCGCCGAGCAACGAGCACUCACCGAUCGGCGCGCACGGCAGCGCGCCCGCGCCGUCGCACUUGCUACCGCCGAGUAGCACAGCGUAUUGACGGAUUCUGCACAAACGAGUGGUCUCUGUCGAUGUGCCGUCGUCUCAUCCGCGCCGUUGUUUUGUUCGAGAGAGCUAGCUAGCGUCUCAGGGCCCGGACGAUCGCUCAACGAUCGAGUCGUCGUCGUGAUGUCGUCGGAGAGUGGCUUCACCUGUCACAACUGACUGGAGAAGAGGCGAUCGGGCUGUCACGGAUGUCAUCUGCACCCGCGAGCUGUCACUGUCGGCCUGACAGCCGGUCACGCUCGUCAUGCACCAGUCACGAUGCCAGAUGUGUCUCUGCGAUGCCAGAUGCGGCCACACACCGCUGUGAAAGCGUGGAGGAAGGUUUGUCGAGUCCUUACUGUCACCGGCGUGGCACCGUCCGCGACUGCGCUGCACCUGUGCUCUGUUUUAUCUCACCGUGUCAUCUCGUUUGUUCGUGUUGAAUUUUGAUAUGCCUGACGACGAACCUGUUAUCAAACCCCGUGCAAUGACGGGCUUACGACUCGUGGCGCGCGAUCUGCACGUGUCACGGCGCCUCGCGGGCGCCGCAGGCCUGCUCUGACUAUCAAAAGGUGGAUAUAUUUUAUGUGCGUGUUGUGACAUGACUGAAGGUCGAUUCACGCGGCCGUUUCGUGAUGUAUAUUCUCAUCUUGCAUUGUUUGAUCUCAUGUGUUAUGAGUGGGCCGCCUUGCGUGGUUCGAGGCCCGCCGAGUGGUCGCUGCGUCCGUACUGUGUACAGAGACAUGUGUAAACAGUUCAAAGAACGUUGCCUCUGAAUAUGCUGUGUGUACAGUAGAUUUUAUAAUAAAUGUAUGUGACGAUUCUAAAA
This is a messenger RNA of Amphibalanus amphitrite, 2320 nucleotides long. Its product is annotated as zinc finger protein ZIC 4-like. The record is from RefSeq and is a predicted model, not a curated record. Lineage: Eukaryota; Metazoa; Arthropoda; Thecostraca; Balanomorpha; Balanidae. Gene Ontology annotation, molecular function: RNA polymerase II cis-regulatory region sequence-specific DNA binding; DNA-binding transcription factor activity, RNA polymerase II-specific. Gene Ontology annotation, biological process: central nervous system development; regulation of transcription by RNA polymerase II. Gene Ontology annotation, cellular component: nucleus. The coding region runs from base 101 to 1507 and encodes 468 amino acids. The transcript is spliced from 2 exons.